AUGGAAGCAGUGAAACCCAAGGCGAAGAAAAAGUCAAGCAGUAAAAAACCUCUACCGAAGCCAGCUUCCGUUGAGUUGCCGGAAGUGGAACCUUUUGUUGAUUUAGAGUCAGAAGAGAGAGAGGGACCAGCCUCAUCAUCACCAACAGUUUCACUACCGGUAGCGUUAUCGGAGUACAAUCAGACAACACAAGACAAAGAAGAACCCCUUAGCAACAAACCUGAACAAUCGAUUAAUCCAGAAGCCGUUGAAGAACCUACGUCACAGGACACUGGAACAACACCAAUACACGAUGAAAAGACUGAUGCAGAAUUGGGCACCGAUUUCGCCCCAACUGCUCCUCCGCCAUGCAUUGCACCAAUCACCACUCUAUCCACCAUGCUCUAUCCGGAUCUGAGUCAGCUCAAACUGGAAGCAAACAUCGAGCAAACGAUAAUUCCCCAAGCAACGAACGCGAUCAAACAGAGCUGUAUUAGCGUACCGCGUACUCGCACGCUCUAUUUACAGUGUAUUCAGCAAAUGGAGGACACAUCCCUGCAGACCGACCGGGACCAUUUAAACGCAAUGGAGCAACAGUUUGUGGUGUCGGAAAAUCCGCACGCUGUUGCUAAAGACCCGGGUGGCUAUCAUGGCGAUCUGUAUCUGUCCAUACAAUCGUACCAUGCUGCGUAUCACAGCUACUGCAAAAUCGUUAAGGAGCAAGCGGUGACCCUCGAAGAAAUAUCCAUGCUGCGCAAUAGAUGUUGGAUCUUUCCAAAGGUAGAGUUUAGUGGGUCUGGAUACUGUGACGAUGGACGAAUGGUGGUUAUAUCACGUUACAGCCGUGUUGCCUCGCUGAACGUCGAAGCGUGCGAGGAAGCCAAGGGUACAAUGUCCUCCCUGGUAGAGCGAUGCGUCUCGAAAGCACAGGAUGCGCUAAUACUGCUGCAAUACAGUCGCUCGAUGGUGGAGAAGAAUGUAAGUGAUCCACCAACACCUGGUCAAGAUCGUACGCUUGUGUGGCGCAUUAAGCUACGCAUCGUUGGCAAUGCGUUGCGUACCGAGAUGCACCAGAACGGUUGUGACCAGGGUGAGCAGUGCGAAUAUGUGCAGGAUUUGCGCAAAUGGUUCUUGCAGUUGGGCACGCUGUUGCUACGAGCGGGUACCGUUGAUGAUCGCAUUUGGUUGAUGUUUCACGUGUUACGAUUCCCCAACGGCAUCGGUACCUGGGCCCAUGUGUUGGUGCAUCCACUUCCGUUCGCGAGCAUACAAUCGAGGCAUGCGCUGCCGGAAUGCGAACUGCAGGCUGUCCUCACUCUGAUGCACGUUCUGCUGCGGCCGAUCAGCGAGCGACAAACAUUCCUUGCGCCGGUCGAGGAUACCGUGGGACCGACGCAAAUACACCGCGGAGUCGGUACAGCGGCAGGGAAGGCCAGCGAUACCUUCGAAUGGGUCGAUAGCGACGGAGAGGAUAGCUCCACAGACAACCGGAUACGACCGAUCAAGGAGAGCGAUUUGCUGGCACUGCUCGAGCAAAUACCGUUUCUGCGACUGUUCGACACAAUUACAGCACGUGCGAUGCAUCGGGUGCUUAGCGGAGAUGUAAAGCAACUUCCCACCACCGAAAUGUUGCGUCUGAUCACGUUCGCCAACAAGGUGGUCGCUGUACUUGGCGCAGGAUUGUCCACGUACGGUGGCGUCGCACGGUACAGCCAUUUUGUGCAACGAUUAGCACUGCUCAUAAACGACACGGUAAAGUUCGUGAGUGACGUACUGCGCUUGUAUCGCGACACACACGGUACGCAAGCGUCGGAAGAGGUAGAGCUGGUACAGGUACAUUUCGAUACGCUCGUAUACGGUGCGGCACGCUGCAUCUACAGUGGUGGUGUAUCGCUGUCACGGCACCUAUCCACACUGCCGUUUGCAUUACUGAGUUCACGCGCCUGCUGGUGGGUGUUUCGUUGCUUGUUAAAUCGUAAUUUUAGCUUAAGUCCAGAUUUCGAGUCAGACGGAGAACAUCCUUCACACACCUAUUGCAAAGCAAUGGAACAGUUUGGCAAAGAGCUACCCAACGAGGCACCGCACGAUCUGUACAAUGUGCUGAGACCAUUCGUAGAUCUAGCGCUCGCAAGAGAUGCAUCCUGUGAUCGGGAAUUUAUUGCUACCAUCACGAAAACACUAUUUGAGCUGCUAGCAUCGAUUAGCGCUAACGAGCUGGUCUGUGCCGAGAUCAUAAUGGAGCAGAUACACAUGAUACUGGACCAGAACGCGAUCGUGCUUUCCACCCUGUUGCAAACGUUUGCCACGCACGAUACGCAACAAUCGCAAAUCACCGCUAAUGUUUGGCAAAUGAAGGGAACUAGACUGUUGGAGGUGUUUAGUGGCAAAAAGAAGCUGCUAAUGCGCUGGCACCCGACUGAGUCAGAUAUCAACGUAAUGCUGCAGAUGUUGCUGAACUACGCACGUACGCAUAUAUAUCAUAAGCUCGCGCUUGGACUGCUAAUGUACAUCAACUAUGGCGAUAUUAGCGGAUUAUGUGUGUCGCUACGGUGUCAAACGCGCAUCGCGUAUAGCGUCGUUGCAGCGUUUCGAAAGAACCAACCAGCGGCAAAAGCUGAACCGGACAGUGCGGAAUGGAUAGAGCACCAAAGCUACGAAGAGCGUUGCUUGUUGGUGUUGCUGCAGCUGCGAGUGCAUGCGCUCGAUCAACCGCUACCGAUCGUGCGUCAGUUAAUGCGUGAUCCGUCCACGGCCGACCUCCGACACGUACCUGCCCUCGACCAACUUCCGGACGUGAAGGCGGCUAUUGACGAACGAUGUCCGGUGGCGUGCCUUACCGCUUUGCUAACCACCACCACCGGCCACUGGGUGCCCGUAUUCUGUCAGGAUGGAGUGAAUCUGCUAAAACUGCUGCUGGAGCAGCGCCAUCUCGAUACGAUUGUCGUACGGUGCCUGGAGCUUAUCGGCAUUCUGUUUAUCGAAUGCCCGCAAGCAUUGUCCGAUAAUGAGCGGUUCAUCGCGCUGCUCGCACAGCUCGUGGAGAGCGACGACGAGCUAGACUGGUCGCAACAAAACAACGACGAGCAGCAACAGUCCAGCGUCGCACUUAAGUUGCUUGGGCAGGCAAAAAUUGGCAAAAUGGGUUCGAUGCUCGUUUCACAAGCAGUCUCCUACUGGCGAUGUGGAUACGCUACGCCACCACCGCUGAUCUGCAUGUGGUGUGAUUGGUUAACUCAAAUAUCUAGCUGGACCAAUAGUGCCAAGGUGUUGCGGUUGCUGAACGUACUAGCCGCCAUUUCAUUCGGUCACACCGAAGCUUGGAAUGCACUGCGCUUCAAAAUGUGUCCAUUUUUCAAGUCACUGUCCCAGGCGAAACAAAAGCAACCCGGCAUACAUUCGCUCUGGUCGAAAAUCAUCGGCACAGAGCCACCGUUACUGUACGGCACACUGCCGAGCGAUUGUGUUGCGCUGGCGCUGCUAGUGUACGGUAUCGAGCACCAGCAGCUGGAACUGGAGACGGCGCUGUGGGCGAAGCUGUUGCGCAUCCUCAAGCGUAACAAAACCAUCAAGCUGGAUGCGGCACUCAGGGAGGUGAAUGUGCAUUUGCCGAUGCGUGAGGAAGAUUUCUGUCCCUCGGUCGAUUCGCUGGUGUUCUUUAAGGUUGCUCGAUUUUUGGUGCGUGCCAACGUCGAACAUCCGCUGUAUCUGGCUGUCUGUCAGCAGUUCUUUACCAUCUACCUGACGCGCGUUACGGACGUUGGCGAUGGCGUGCACGGCGUUUCGGAUCGGCUGUACGGUUGGGAUACGGCAUUAAUGGAGAAAAUGAAGCAAAAACUUUGCAAUCUCGAAUUGCAUUACCACAGCCUGCAGGAAGCGAACAACGAUGCAAUUCCAAUGUUGCGACUAGUAAAAGCGUUUCAACUAUGGUUAAUUGAUACGGACCUGAAUCGCUUUGCCAUGGAUGAUCCCAUCAAUCUACCAGUGCAGUACGAUAAAGAUCACCUACAAGCGGCCCUUGCUGGUGCUGAAGAAUGUUGGCCUGAGUGCUUGAAUCGACAGAGCACAUUAACGAUCCACCGUAUCAUGAUGGAGCGCUGGUGCAAUCUGUAUCGAGCGGUACCAAACCCCCCAUCGGCCGAUGAUAAACCGUCCGUGGUCAAACAAUUACCCUCGCCGGUGCAAGCGAUACAACGGCGGUUGGAAAAUUGCUACACAACCUUGCCGCAGACACCGAUCGUAAAGGAAAAUGCCGAUUUGCACGAUCUUAUCGAUAUGCUGCGGAAACCCCCAAGCGUACGCGUGAAGCGUAUCACCGAGAGCUUACGGAUCGUAAAGCAGUACAUUGACAAAACGUACUGGUCGAUGAAGGCGGAACUGGACCAACGCCAACGCGAGCUAUUCGAGCUGUACCAGCAGUGGUACGUGAACGAAGACAAACAAAUCGUUGCGCAGAAGAAAUGCAACAUACUGUACUGCACCGGUGUCGCAUCGGUGAAGUUACAGACGAAAUGUGCCGCAAUAGACAAGACCGUAGAGGACCGUAUCACCGGUAAGCUAAACGGGUUGCAAAUAUCGCUGCAGAUGGUCAUCAACAUACCGCCGUACAUAAUGAAGCACACCAUCUUGCUGCGGGAGCUGUGGAACAGCCUGUUCGUAGACUACUGUACGGAGACGGACCAGGUAAAGGUGCAGGCACUGUGUGCCGCCAUCCGUACGAUGUUGCGCACGCUGCUCCACGAAGUGUCCGAUGCUAACUUCGUGCCACCGUUAACGUUUGUGGUGCGGUUCAGUAUGGAUACGUACAAAAGUGAUCUUACGAAUUUACUGCUUGAAGAGGUGUGUCAGUUGUUUGCCGACGCGGUGGAGGACGGUCGUAAACCAUCGAACGUGAUCAUGGCAAUGUUGGAUAAUUUUCUCCUACCGGUACGGCCACUGCUGCAGGUGUACAGUCAGCUGGUGAAGCAAAAGCAUGGCAGCCUGGAACGGCAACUGUUCGUAGAACUGUUCGGCGAAAAGCUCUGUCUACAGAGUUGGCUAAUGCAGCAUAGUGUCACACCAGAGGAUGUGGAUCAGUUUGCGAGGCUAAUAAUGAUUGGGCUUCACGCGACGGAUUGCGCUAGUCCGGUCCGUUCCGAAAAGCAAGCCGAAACGGAUACGCGGUUUUGCAACAUGUUAAUCUCCCAUCUGGUGCUGCUGGCCGAUAGCACAUUUCCGACGCAUUUCGGUAAAAUGUUGCAGCACACCUUAAACGCUUACUCCGAAUUUUCUACAUUGCCGCCGAUGAUGUUGCUCGCGCUGCUGAAUCUGCUCCGCUCCAGGGCGCACCUUCGCGAACUCACACUUGGGAUGGCGGAGAGCUCACUGCAAACAGCACACCGUGAAUUUGCCGAAUCAAACUGCCAUCAAACGGCGGUGCUGAGCGCGAAGCUGUUGAACCAUUUAAUGGUAGCAGUGACGGAACACUUUGCACGCCAGCGCGAUUUUGCGUGCCAAUGGAAUGGUAUGUACAGACGGCACGGUGCGUACGUCGAGGUGUUUGCAAUGCUGCUGGGAAUGUUUUCGUACAGCUUUCUUGCGCACGGUGUGAAAUACAAGCGGAACCAGCAUGAUACGGCGAAAAAUGUGUGCGAUGAUCUUCUGCCAUUCGUUUGCCGCUUGUUCGAACCAUGGGUUGUACCGUGCGGGGGAGCUACCUCCACUCAAUCAGGGUCAUCGUACACCAAAACUGCCGCAGCAUCCGUGAACGAUAAAGCCAAGUGGAUGUUUUCCGCACUGCUGUACACGAUCAAAUACGCGAUCGCUGAGGUGGCUGACGAUUGUAGCCAAAUACUGCUGUACUUCCUGAACUGGUAUCUGGAGUGGUUCAUCGCUCCGCACAUGAUGAUUUCCGCCCUGUACGUGUACAACACGCUCGUGCUGGAUCUGCCCUGGGAGCAUUUGCAGCCUUCCGAAAUGCUGAUCGAGCGGAUGCACACCCUGCUGGAACACCACAGUCCCGAGUGUCAUGAAUUUUUGGCAUGCGUGUUUGUGCGCUGCUGCUGGAUGGGAGGGAAACCCGUACCAGUACCAGCCUGGUUGCAACGAAGCCAUGCCGCAACGCUGGCCAUCUGCGUGCGCAUAGCCUACGAGCCGGUGAUACGGUCCGAGGCCAAACUACGCACUGCGAUGGUACGACUGUUGCAGUAUUUCGGACGCCUGUCGUGGGAAACACUGCACGUGGCUGAACUAACACCCGCACUGGAUUGGUUCGUCAUGACGGCGGAAGCGGACAGCAUGUUGCGCACACCGAAAGCACCGUGUCGUGAGCUAGACGACGCACUGUUCGAAUUCCUUGAAAUCGUUGCCGGAGUGCGCUUUAACGAAGCGAACCGGCUUGUUUCGGGUGGUAUGCAGCUGAUAAAACGCAAACUUUACAUCAGUGUCGUCGUGCGAAUGUUGAUGAACGCCGGCAGAGCAUCCGGUACGGUGGCAAACGGUAAGCCACUGCUAGCCGGAUCCGUACGCCAGUCGCUACGUACGAUAGGGGCCGUGUUGGAAGGUUUACCAUCAGCACAGGACACCGGUACCGACUGUCCACGUUCGACCGAGGCACGUGCCAUGACAGUGGAACUGCUGACGAGCAUCAAAAAGUGGCAAACGGUGAACACAUUGAGUCUUUUUGUAGAUGAACUUAUUCACAUGCUGGAAACCGAUACCAAUGCACGGUUAUUGACACGAUACGUGCUCGAGUCUGCAUCCCUGUUAGACAGCCCUGCUGUACCUUGGCUUCGUUUGCUAGAGAAAGCAGUCGGCCAAUAUUUGUGUCCGAACGGAACAGUCGCUGCUUCCACAUGGUUGCAAACAUUAAAUACCAUCGGAUAUACGGCAAUCGAACGGUGGCAGCAUGAGCUGCUGUUACAAAACUGUUUACCAUUCUGCCUGGAACUGCGCUUCCUGCAUCACUGGACAAAAGCACGGUGUGACCCGGUAGCCCAACACAGGCUAGUGAACCAACUGCUAACAACACUGUUUGAGCUAAAAAUCAGCGAACCAGUCGAGUACCAACUCUAUCCGCUUUGGUGCAGCCUAGCCUACAGCCUGGCCACGGUGCAACCGGACCCGGAUGCAGCGUUCCGUACUGCGAUCGGUCUGUUCGGUACGGUGAGCGAGGACAGCACGUACGGGGUGGUGGACAUGCUGAAGAAAAUAUUCUGGAAGGAUAAACAAACAACCGCCCGCAUCAGUGCCACACGCUGUCUGAUUGGCAGUGCGUUUGCCGUACUGCUCGCACAAGUCUAUGCCCGGCGCGCACCAAAUCAAACGUCCGACACACCCGUAACGGACGGUUACAGCGAUACUGGCACCGGCAACAGUGCGCCGAAACCGUUCACGCUAUCGCAGCUAUUGAGCGCACCGGAAAAACACGCCACGCGCGAAAGAAUCGUGUCUGCGGCGAUGGAUCAUUUCAACAGCACAUGCGGUGCGUCAGGGAACAAGGACUACCAUAGCCGGAUCAUUGCGAUCGUCGAGACGGUUUGCGGGGCGGAUGAACCGCACCGAAGCUUCCAGCACGCCAAAGAUGUGAUCGUUUUGUUGGAUAGUCGAUCGGAACCAUUGCUUACCACACUCCUGGAAGCGAUUACCACGUGAUAGUUUAGGGCAAGACCGUAACGCAAUGCUAGACGCUUGGCUGUUUGCAUUCCCAUGCAGGUUAGAUUUGUUAAGUUUACCAUGUACAUGCUAGGAAACCGGACGACGGAAAACCAAAUAAAAUGAA
Messenger RNA from Anopheles moucheti, 7735 nucleotides. It is a transcript of the gene Epg5, whose product is annotated as ectopic P granules protein 5 homolog. The transcript has 13 exons. Gene Ontology annotation, biological process: autophagosome maturation. The record is from RefSeq and is a predicted model, not a curated record. Bases 1 to 7608 code for a protein of 2535 amino acids. NCBI's taxonomy places the organism in Eukaryota, Metazoa, Arthropoda, Insecta, Diptera, Culicidae. Gene Ontology annotation, cellular component: cytoplasm.